This is a messenger RNA of Lachancea sp. 'fantastica', 855 nucleotides long. NCBI's taxonomy places the organism in Eukaryota, Fungi, Ascomycota, Saccharomycetes, Saccharomycetales, Saccharomycetaceae. The record is from the annotation of a GenBank genome assembly.
AUGAGCUCCAAACAAGACCUGGAAGCGACAAACGUGGUGGCAGAGGAUUCAGCGGGCGAAGAUUCAUACAAUGAGGAAGAAGACGAGGAUUUUGAUCCAUCAAAAGAGGUGGAAAAGCAAGUCGAUGAGGAGGACGAUGAAGACGAAGAAGACAACGAUUACAACGAAAAGGGACCGGAUUACUCGAAUAUUGAAAGCGGACAGGGUGGACUGAUACGUACAAGACAUGGCAGAAUACUGGAGGAACAACAGCUGCUGGAAAACAAAUAUGAACAACUGCGAGAAACGGGUAUUUCACAGCAGACAGUCAGUGCAUGGGAUGAGCUUCAAAAGCUUAGUAACGAAAGGCUUCGCAAAAGCAUUUCUGUCAUGGGCGAGGAUUCGGCCAAUGAGCCCCAAAAUGGUCUUCAGGAGGAACUAGUACUCAUAGACCGCAGAUACGAGUUCGCUGGCGAAAUUCUGCAUGAAAAGAAAAUGGUUCCCAAGAGUAGCGCAGAAGCUCAAGAGUAUCUGAAUAACCAGCGGUUCAAGAAAAACCCUAAUGGACCCACUGCAACGGCUAAAGUUGCAAUGAACGACCGGGGCUUGAAACUGAGAAAAGUGCUCAAGAGACCACCCAUACUGGAACAGAUAAUAGCAGGAGCUCUAAAACCAAAACUCACGACUUUGGAAAAAUCGAAGCUGGACUGGGCUACAUACGUUGACAAAGAGGGAAUCAACGAAGAGCUUUUUCUGCACAACAAAGACGGUUACUUGGAAAAGCAAGAUUUCCUGAAUCGUGUGGAAACGUUCAAAGACGCCAAAUAUCGGCAGAUGCGUAAGACAGAGCUGCAACAGCGACUAUCCGGUACCUAA